Molecule: messenger RNA, 708 nt
Organism: Fusarium coffeatum
Lineage: Eukaryota; Fungi; Ascomycota; Sordariomycetes; Hypocreales; Nectriaceae
Exons: 3
Coding region: 1-708 (235 amino acids)
Source: RefSeq, a predicted model, not a curated record
AUGGCCGCGACCAUUAAAGAUCCACAACGGAUCGUGGAGAUACGGGAAAGUGACAUCCCCGUUCCCUGGUGCGAUGAAUUCGGCAAAAUGAUCAGUGGCAUGAAUCUUGAUAUUAGCAAUUCACGGGAGCUUAAUGACUUUAAGCUAGGCGUAAUGAGAAAACUACGCACGUUCAACAAUGAUGACAUCCCGGAUGAUAUGACUCUUGCGUCUUUGAAGAUGAGACGCAUGGCACUUGCGAAAGAGAUGCUAGGCAAGAUGGGAAAGGGCGUCUCUAUUGAGCCGCCUUUCUUUGUUAUUUGGGGCUGUAAUACAUUCAUUGGCAGUGGAGUCUAUAUUAACCGACAAGUCUCCAUCUACGACAAUGCUCUCGUCACCAUUGGGGAUGGUGUCCUCAUAGGUCCCGACGUCAGCAUCUGCACUACAACACACCCAACAGAUAGUAAAGGCCGAAAAGAAGCACAGGGUACAUCGUACUCCUUGCCCAUACGCAUCGAAGCGGACUGCUGGAUAGGAGCGAGAGUGACUAUCCUGGCGGGGGUCACUAUUGGUAGAGGCGCGACGGUGGCUGCAGGUGCAGUUGUCCAUAGGGAUGUUGAGCCGGAGACCUUAGUGGGUGGUGUGCCGGCGAAAUUUAUUCGGAGCUUGAAGGAGGUCCCGAAAAAUGAUGUGAUUGAGGAGGAAGAUGAGGAUGAGGAUGGAUUAUGA